AUGACGAAACAUGACCCGUGCUUUCGUGAAAGCUGGUCAGCUGGUUCAAAGCUCCCUUUGUGGUGCAGACGGUCUACUCUUGACUUUGCCAUGGCCCGAGCGCAACUUGCCUUCCGCUUUACCUUCCUGGACGUGAUGGAUGGCCAGAUGGAUGCAGAUCGUGCUCGCAGUCGGAGCCUCUCUCCGCGGUCGGCCACCCCAGAGGUUCUCGUGCAGGACGCGUGGGCAGAGCGUCAUCUUCGCACUCUUCGUCAGGGGCAACAUGCAACAGUUGUCGACGCAAUGGCCCCAAGCCGGGGCAGUGUGGGACACCCGACCUUGUGCAACAAACCAUGCAUUUUUAUUGCAAGGCAGCGGCACUGCCAGAAAGGUCUGGCGUGUAGCUCUUGCCACCAUCAGCACAACGACCCGAAGCUCGACAAAAAGCAGCGCCUUCUGAUGAACACGAUGCCAAGGGCAGAGCUACUCGGCCUUCUCGCAGAUCUACUUCAGCAGUGUGCCGAGCAACACGGGAUCCGUGAUGUGAGCUUCGCGGUGGCAGUGCUUUCCGUCCAAGCAGGACUUCCUCCACGUCGUUUGCAGACGAAGUCUCGCAAGCUUCACAACUUGCGUCAGGUACUUCAGCGCAUGAACUUCUCCAGCAUCCUAUCGAUGGCUGCGAACAAAUGCGAAGGCCGCAGCAAGGGCGUGAUGCUGCAGGAGUUGAGAGCUCUGCGACAGAGCUCCAAAUAG
Molecule: messenger RNA, 732 nt
Organism: Symbiodinium sp. CCMP2592
Lineage: Eukaryota; Dinophyceae; Suessiales; Symbiodiniaceae
Source: the annotation of a GenBank genome assembly